Molecule: messenger RNA, 1074 nt
Organism: Aureobasidium melanogenum CBS 110374
Lineage: Eukaryota; Fungi; Ascomycota; Dothideomycetes; Dothideales; Saccotheciaceae
Product: NAD(P)-binding protein
Exons: 1
Coding region: 1-1074 (357 amino acids)
Molecular function (GO): nucleotide binding
Source: RefSeq, a predicted model, not a curated record
AUGACUACUCUCACGAAUCAACCGCUCACCUUUGCCGUCAUAGGGGCUGGGCUAAUUGGACCUCGGCAUGCUCACACUGUGGUGAAAUCAAGCAACACAACCUUGGUAGCCAUCUGCGAUCCCCUGCCUCAAGGAGCAGCGCUAGCUACAGAGCUACAAACGAACCACUACAAGACCAUUUCAGAGAUGCUAGACUCCCCUCAUAAGCCCGAAGCUGCGAUUAUAUGCACACCAAAUCACACUCACGUGGCUAUCGCCAAACAACUUUCUGCUGCUGGUAUCCAUGUACUGAUUGAGAAGCCAUUCAGCACCAACAUUCCAGAUGGCAAAGAACUUAUCCAGCACCUCGAGACUUCUGGAGUCAAGUCUUUGGUUGGCCAUCAUCGCCGCUUCAAUCCAUAUAUGGUAGCCGCCAAGGAAAUCAUCUCUUCGGGACGUCUAGGCGACAUCACUGCUGUGAAUGGGUUGUGGGCCACAUACAAGCCAGACAGCUACUUUGACCCUCCGGCUGAAUGGCGACGACAGGAAAACGGUGGUGUCAUUUUGAUCAACCUGGUUCACGAGAUUGAUCUGCUGCACUAUAUGUUCGGACUGAUCACCAGGGUUCACGCUGAAAAGACAAUCACCAGACGUAAUUUCAAAGCUGAAGAGGGAGCUGCUCUCAUCUUCCGAUUUGCCUCCGGAGUUGUAGGAACAUUUGUCGUGUCUGACAACUGCCCCUCGCCAUACAACUUCGAAGCCGGGACCGGCGAGAAUCCGCUGAUUCCAAGAGCUGCAAAAGACUUUUAUCGUGUGUUUGGCUCGGAAGCUUCACUCAGUAUCCCAGACAUGACGAUCUGGUCGUAUCGCGGCAUCGAAAAAUCAUGGCACUCGGAGAUGGUCAAAGACGAUGUUGCAGUGUCUGAAGCAGUACCAUUUGAGCUUCAAUUGCAGCACUUUGUCAAUGUGAUCAGGGGUGAAGAACCUCCUAGUUGCUCGGCUCAGGCAGGAUUAGCCACAUUGAUUGUUUGCAACGCCAUCAAGGAAGCUUUGGAGACUGGUUCAGCUGUAGACCUAGAAUCCUACGACUUGUAG